Messenger RNA from Lacerta agilis (Sand lizard), 540 nucleotides. RefSeq names its product C-type lectin BpLec-like. Gene Ontology annotation, molecular function: signaling receptor activity. NCBI's taxonomy places the organism in Eukaryota, Metazoa, Chordata, Lepidosauria, Squamata, Lacertidae. The transcript has 5 exons. The coding region runs from base 1 to 540 and encodes 179 amino acids. The record is from RefSeq and is a predicted model, not a curated record.
AUGGGGACCGCAGCUUACAUCAUUGUUGCUCUGAGCUUCCUUGGCCAUUGGGCUGUCAGCCCCUCCGCAGCAGCUGAAGAUUCGAUGGAGGACCACGCUUCUCCCUGCCCGACAGACUGGCUCUUCUACGAGGGCAGCUGCUACGGAUACUUCUCCGACCGGAAGUGUUGGAGGGAGGCGGAGGAAGAAUGCCAGCAACAAGGAUCUCACCUGGCUUCCAUCCUGACCAAGAAGGAGUGCUGCCGCCUCCGCAGGUACCUCUCCAGGUUUCGGCCUGACGGAGACGUCUGGAUCGGGCUCCACAAUCUUGCCAAGACUCCUGGAAAUGCAUCCUGGCAAUGGAGCGACGGACUCAUCGCCGACCACACUCAAUGGAGCACCGGGCAGCCCAAUAACUAUGGCAAGGCUGGAGAGUGGUGUGUGGAGCUGUGGCGGACUAGAGGUUUCAGAAAAUGGAACGACGAACUCUGCAGCCGUAAGAACAGCUUUGUGUGCAAGUAUGAGGCUGAGAUGUCUGCCGCGGAAAACAACUGCGAGUGA